Messenger RNA from Acipenser ruthenus (sterlet), 6220 nucleotides. RefSeq names its product mucin-4-like. Gene Ontology annotation, biological process: cell differentiation. Lineage: Eukaryota; Metazoa; Chordata; Actinopteri; Acipenseriformes; Acipenseridae. The coding region runs from base 1 to 2715 and encodes 904 amino acids. The record is from RefSeq and is a predicted model, not a curated record. The transcript has 5 exons.
AUGGCAGGACUGGCUGACGGUGCAACCCACACAGCUGAGCCUCCCUCUUACAUACUGGGUGUGCUCGUCGCGCUCCCUGUGAAGUGCAGCACUGGCGGGUGUGCUCCAGUCGCGCUCCCUGUGAAGUGCAGCACUGGCGGGUGUGCUUCAGUCACGGUCCCUGUGAAGUGCAGCACUGGCGGGUGUGCUCCAGUCACGAUCCCUGUGAAGUGCAGCACUGGCGGGUGUGUUUCAGUCACGGUCCCUGUGAAGUGCAGCACUGGCGGGUGUGUUUCAGUCACGGUCCCUGUGAAGUGCAGCACUGGCGGGUGUGCUCCAGUCGCGCUCCCUGUGAAGUGCAGCACUGGCGGGUGUGCUCCAGUCGCGCUCCCUGUGAAGUGCAGCACUGGCGGGUGUGUUCCAGUCACGCUCCCUGUGAAGUGCAGCACUGGCGGGUGUGCUCCAGUCGCGCUCCCUGUGAAGUGCAGCACUGGCGGGUGUGCUCCAGUCGCGCUCCCUGUGAAGUGCAGCACUGGCGGGUGUGCUCCAGUCGCGCUCCCUGUGAAGUGCAGCACUGGCGGGUGUGCUCCAGUCGCGCUCCCUGUGAAGUGCAGCACUGGCGGGUGUGUUUCAGUCACGCUCCCUGUGAAGUGCAGCACUGGCGGGUGUGUUCCAGUCACGCUCCCUGUGAAGUGCAGCACUGGCGGGUGUGUUCCAGUCACGCUCCCUGUGAAGUGCAGCACUGGCGGGUGUGUUCCAGUCACGCUCCCUGUGAAGUGCAGCACUGGCGGGUGUGUUCCAGUCACGGUCCCUGUGAAGUGCAGCACUGGCGGGUGUGUUCCAGUCACGCUCCCUGUGAAGUGCAGCACUGGCGGGUGUGUUCCAGUCACGCUCCCUGUGAAGUGCAGCACUGGCGGGUGUGUUCCAGUCACGGUCCCUGUGAAGUGCAGCACUGGCGGGUGUGUUCCAGUCACGCUCCCUGUGAAGUGCAGCACUGGCGGGUGUGUUUCAGUCACGCUCCCUGUGAAGUGCAGCACUGGCGGGUGUGUUCCAGUCACGGUCCCUGCGAAGUGCAGCACUGGCGGGUGUGUUCCAGUCGCGCUCCCUGUGAAGUGCAGCACUGGCGGGUGUGUUCCAGUCGCGCUCCCUGUGAAGUGCAGCACUGGCGGGUGUGCUCCAGUCGCGUUCCCUGUGAAGUGCAGCACUGGCGGGUGUGUUCCAGUCACGCUCCCUGUGAAGUGCAGCACUGGCGGGUGUGUUCCAGUCACGCUCCCUGUGAAGUGCAGCACUGGCGGGUGUGUUCCAGUCACGCUCCCUGUGAAGUGCAGCACUGGUGGGUGUGUUCCAGUCACGCUCCCUGUGAAGUGCAGCACUGGCGGGUGUGUUCCAGUCACGCUCCCUGUGAAGUGCAGCACUGGCGGGUGUGUUUCAGUCACGGUCCCUGUGAAGUGCAGCACUGGCGGGUGUGUUCCAGUCGCGCUCCCUGUGAAGUGCAGCACUGGCGGGUGUGCUCCAGUCGCGCUCCCUGUGAAGUGCAGCACUGGCGGGUGUGCUCCAGUCACGCUCCCUGCGAAGUGCAGCACUGGCGGGUGUGCUCCAGUCACGCUCCCUGCGAAGUGCAGCACUGGCGGGUGUGCUCCAGUCGCGCUCCCUGCGAAGUGCAGCACUGGCGGGUGUGCUCCAGUCGCGCUCCCUGCGAAGUGCAGCACUGGCGGGUGUGUUCCAGUCACGGUCCCUGCGAAGUGCAGCACUGGCGGGUGUGUUCCAGUCGCGCUCCCUGCGAAGUGCAGCACUGGCGGGUGUGUUCCAGUCACGGUCCCUGCGAAGUGCAGCACUGGCGGGUGUGUUCCAGUCGCGCUCCCUGCGAAGUGCAGCACUGGCGGGUGUGUUCCAGUCACGGUCCCUGUGAAGUGCAGCACUGGCGGGUGUGCUCCAGUCGCGCUCCCUGCGAAGUGCAGCACUGGCGGGUGUGUUCCAGUCACGGUCCCUGUGAAGUGCAGCACUGGCGGGUGUGCUCCAGUCACGCUCCCUGUGAAGUGCAGCACUGGCGGGUGUGCUUCAGUCACGCUCCCUGUGAAGUGCAGCACUGGCGGGUGUGCUCCAGUCGCGCUCCCUGUGAAGUGCAGCACUGGCGGGUGUGCUCCAGUCGCGCUCCCUGUGAAGUGCAGCACUGGCGGGUGUGCUCCAGUCGCGCUCCCUGCGAAGUGCAGCACUGGCGGGUGUGCUCCAGUCGCGCUCCCUGCGAAGUGCAGCACUGGCGGGUGUGUUCCAGUCACGGUCCCUGCGAAGUGCAGCACUGGCGGGUGUGUUCCAGUCACGGUCCCUGUGAAGUGCAGCACUGGCGGGUGUGUUUCAGUCACGGUCCCUGUGAAGUGCAGCACUGGCGGGUGUGUUUCAGUCACGGUCCCUGUGAAGUGCAUCACUGGCGGGUGUGUUUCAGUCACGGUCCCUGUGAAGUGCAUCACUGGCGGGUGUGUUUCAGUCACGGUCCCUGUGAAGUGCAGCACUGGCGGGUGUGUUUCAGUCACGGUCCCUGUGAAGUGCAGCACUGGCGGGUGUGCUUCAGUCACGCUCCCUGUGAAGUGCAGCACUGGCGGGUGUGCUUCAGUCGCGCUCCCUGUGAAGUGCAGCACUGGCGGGUGUACUCCAGUCACUUUGGUUAUUUUCUUAAACACGCGUAUAUGCUGCACAGCGCCAAUUAACCAUUUCUGGGGUCAGCCCAGGUUGUUUAAAUAAUUUCUAUAUUCUCCCACAUGCCGCCACAAUUAGCUUUUUUGCCCAUUGCAGUCGUGAAAAAAGCUUGCAAUGUGCAUCUCUGUUCACCGUCAGCUUCUUCUCCAGCACACACCUCCCUGCUAUAUGAUCAUGGGUAUGAUACAGCAAACCAGGCCGGAUCUGUGUGGCCAACAGUGGAAGCACCCUUUUUUAGGGCCUAGAUUCUUUUGAAGCUAAUGGCUGAGUGCCAAGUUUCAGUUUCUCAGAAAAUGAUUUUCUGUAUUAGCUGGAAUUCCUCUUAUUUUUAGGCCCUGCCAGGAGUCUCUUCCGUGUUUCUGUCGGAGCUGCAGUUUGAAACCCAGCCUGAGAUAUAAAGCACACAUUCUAAACUCUAGGGAAGCCAGUACUACUAUUUAAAUUGAUUGGUUUUCUUUUCCUGUUGACGGCUUCAGUGCUUUUCUUACAGUCUCAACUGAGUAGCACCGCCUCUAUAACCAACUGGGCCUCUAUAACCAACUGAGCAACCGAAAAAGUGCUUUUAUUAUUGUCAUCAUCAUCAUCAUCAAGUCCUACAGAUCGAGUCACUGUAACAAGAAGACAAGCUGGGAGUGCAAAGAAACACUACACUGCUAAUAGAUUGCUAUGGGCUCAAGGUCAAAUGCAAUAGUUUAAAAUUAGGGUGCAGCUUGGAAUGCACCAACAACUGAGUGUGUAUGAAUCCCCUGUACAAUACAAGCAAAUAACCCAAGCCAUGGAACCAGGGCGUCUGCUAAGAAAUAAAUAAUAAUAAUAAUAAUAACCAGUCUGCCCUAGCCAAUCUAGCCAAAGACUGGAUCCCAGGAGUUUAUACAGUCUGCCCUAGCCAAUCUAGCCAAAGACUGGAUCCCAGGAGUUUAUACUGCACUGCCUUCCACUGCCUUCAAUGAAUAGAAGCCUGACAGCCGCAGCUGGAUCGCAACAUAUUUGUGGAGAAGUGGAGGACACAGCUGAGCCAGAGCAGCAGUGAUCACAUGCUGACUCCGGAAUGUAAUUAUGACAUUAUGCUCACUCCGGAAUGUAAUUAUGACAUUAUGCUCACUCCGGAAUGUAAUUAUGACAUUAUGCAGCUGCAACAGCCAUGCUUUUUUUAAUUUUAUUUUUUUCAUUUAGUAAAAUGAAAUUUGAGAGGAUUAUUUUUUAAUAAUUUGGAUCUUUUAUGAAAUUAUCCGAAUGAGUAAAGACGGCACAUUUCAAUCACAAAUUGAUGAAUGUAUAAUGUUUUAUUUCUGUUUUUGUUUUUUUCCCCUCUGUUUUAAGGCUUGAGUGUUGGCUUCUGGAAGAUGAAUGUUAAGGUUAAACAGCUAAAGAGAGCGCAGCUUCAAAGUAUUUUUCAUUUGAUUUAAUUUCUUCCCCCUUGUCAUUUUGUACAGCAGUGUACAGCAGGGGCUCUGACAGUGUUAAGGUGCCAGAGUUCAGAGACUGCUCUUCAGUUCUACUAAAGUAACGCAGGCUAGAUCAACCACAGUGUCUUCAUUGCAAUAACAGCAGCCCUAGCAAUGCAGCAGGGAACGUGAAGCCAGGGCUGGUGCUCACUGCAGGGUGCUAAUUAACAUUGCAAUAGGAACCACACAGAAUGAUUGCACCAAAUCUGGUAAACAGACUUUGACAGAAAGAACUGCAUAGUUUAAAAAUGCUGUUUGGGUAGGAAAAUGAAUGAUAACUGACUUACAUGCUACUGUUAAAGCAAAUAAUUCCAUACAUUCUACCUGUUACGCAUCUCUAUUGUACACAUACUGUACAUAACAUGAUGCUCUGGUGGAUCCAAUCUCUGUGCUCGGGUCUUUCAGUUCCAGCCAAGGCCAGUGUAAACUGGACCCAAACUGCUCCCUUUAUUGGUUUAAAGCAUUUGUUUUUCAUACUAUUUUUUGACAAUGGCUAUGUAUCACUUAUCUCUGGGAUGUUACUCACUUAGCGAGUUGGUGGUGUUUGUUCUGAGACUCCUCUUGUUUUAUCAGAGCUAUCAGUUCCAGCUCCUGCGCCUCCGUGUUUUGUAUUCCUAGACCAGACGUUUUCAAGUUGACCCAGGAAGGAAAUGUGUGACCUGAGCCCUGAAUUGUUUUGUUGCUGGCUGCCUCUUCGAUUAACUGACCAGUCCUUCCUUGGUCUGUUUUGUGUUUGGGGGUGUUUGUUAAAGGCAGAUUGCUUUCCUUGCCUAGCUGCUACAUGUUCAGCACUUUCACUGCCCCAAUUAAAAUGAUCAAAUCGGUCUGCAUAAUGUCUCAAUUAAUAUCUUUGUUUUUUUAAAGCUUCAAACUGGUGAUUAAUCAGGGUUGAUGAAUUAAUGCCCGCUGGCAAUAAAGACAUUAAUUAAGCAAUGUAAACAUAAUUACCCAGUUUUACGGUUGCAUACAGUAAACAAUACAUUGCUACGGAUGUCUGCAAAAAACAAAAAAUCAAACACAGGGAAGCCAAAGACCAUAUUAAUCCUGGUUAGAUCAGUUUAUCAUGUGAAGGGUUAAAUUCCUCUACAGUCAUGUCCAGGAUAUAAGAGUGCAAUAAGUUUAGUUUAAUUCCCUUUUCCAAAAGAUUCAAAAGAAUUAUUGAGAGCAGGCCUGCAGUGUGAAUCAUUUCACAAUCAAGCAAUAGUUUUAGAACAGGUGCCGUUAAUAAUUGGUGUCAUCUAAUGGGAAAGCAGUGUCUGCUUAGCACCAUGGUUAAAUGAUCCCCUUUCCAGUGAAAAAGUUUAUAGGAAAAACUAUUGCAUAAUGUGCAAGAAAAACUGGAAAACAAAGUAGGUGUAUGAGGGUGCUCUGCUCUAUAAAAGCACACUGGAGACACCUAGAGGCGAGGUCAUGCAUUACAUAUUCUCAAAUAUCAAAACCCCCUUCGGUUCACAAAUUUUAUAAUUAAAAUGUUUAUCAGUUUUAAAACCGUUUGUGUGAACUCUAUGGAGAAGCUGCCCUGCCAAAAAAAACAAACAAAAAAAAUACAUUAAAAACAUGCAUAUAAAAUAGAUACAUAUAUUAGGAAACUUGGCAUGUUACAAUUGUGCACACAGUGACUGAAGGGAAUAUAAAAAAACAAUAAAAAAAACAUAAUUUCAAGACCGCUAUUCAAGUCAAACAUACUCGACAGCGAAAGGCCAAAUAAAACUGCUCUUUCUCUCUCUAUCUCUCAAAUUCCCCCCUCCAAUUUACAUUUACUUUCACCGUAAGAUUUUAAAAAAACGAAUAAGAAGAUCUUUUAUCAAAGUAAAAUACAUUUAAUUCAUUUGUAGAUGAAAAGUAAUUGAACUCCAACCACUUGGUGGCGCACAAGUAUAAAUAAAGACCUGCGAAUAAAUUGUUUCUUUGUCCGGGUUAGAGGAGCUGAUACCGGUCUAUGUGGUUGUUGUAAGCGGUUGAAGGGAUCCUUCCGUGUAACUAUGAGGGCUAAGUGGCGAAAGAAACGCAUGCGCAGGCUGAAGCGCAAGAGGAGAAAGAUGAGACAGAGGUCCAAGUAAACCUGCUGCACUGCACCUGCUGCACCUGCUGCCCCAGACCUGAAC